Messenger RNA from Porites lobata, 967 nucleotides. Lineage: Eukaryota; Metazoa; Cnidaria; Anthozoa; Scleractinia; Poritidae. The record is from the annotation of a GenBank genome assembly.
UAUAAUUCAAAACGUCGUAGGAGCGCAUCUAGUGCAUCUAUUAGUUCAUAUGGUAGUGACACCAUUGACAGCGAUCGAGAGAGUAAACGUAGGAGCGAACAGGGGAAAAGCAGUCGGCGUUCUUGUAGUGCUGAAUUCCAUGAGGGUACAUCGAGACAUCGACAGAAAUCUAAGUUAUUUGAAUCAUCACAAGGUAGCACAUGCAGAAAAGAAAGUAGGCGACGUUCCCUCAGCACUGAAUCCCGUGAUGACACUGGUAGAAGAGAAAGCAGGCGACGAUCCCUCAGCACUGAAUCCCGCGAUGGCAAUCAACUCACCCGGAGAAGAGAAAGCAGGCGACGUUCCCGUAGCAUUGAAUCCCGUGAGGACUUACUGAGAAGAGCAAUCAGGCAACGUUCCCGCAGCACUGAAUCCUACGAGGGCACAUCGAGAAGUAUAAGCAAGCGACGUUCCCGUAACCGCAGCACUGAAUCCCGCGAGAGUACUCGGAGAGGGGAAAGCAGGCGACGUUUCCGCACCCGCAGCAAUGAGUCCCGCGAUGGCACUCGGAGAAGAGAAAGCAGGCGACGUUCCCGUAACCGCAGCACUGAAUCCCGCGAGAGUACUCGGAGAGGGGAAAGCAGGCGACGUUCCCGCACCCGCAGCAAUGAGUCCCGCGAUGGCACUCGGAGAAGAGAAAGCAGGCGACGUUCCCGUAACCGCAGCACUGAAUCCCGCGAGAGUACUCGGAGAGGGAAAAGCAGGCGACGUUCCCGCACCCGCAGCAAUGAGUCCCGCGAUGGCACUCGGAGAAGAGAAAAGAGGCGACGUUCCCCCACCCGCUGCACUGAAUUCCGCGAGAGCACUCGGAGACGAGAAAGCAGGCUACGUUCCCGUAGUCCCUCUGUCACCCCGCACAAGGAAAGGGAAGGCUCCAGCAGCUUACAAUUUGGCGAUCAAAGCCAGGAUGAAAACACAUCUCACUUAA